This is a messenger RNA of Anopheles merus, 1071 nucleotides long. Its product is annotated as mitochondrial amidoxime reducing component 2-like. The coding region runs from base 141 to 1055 and encodes 304 amino acids. The record is from RefSeq and is a predicted model, not a curated record. Lineage: Eukaryota; Metazoa; Arthropoda; Insecta; Diptera; Culicidae. The transcript has 2 exons. Gene Ontology annotation, molecular function: pyridoxal phosphate binding; molybdenum ion binding; catalytic activity.
GGGUUGUUGACAGUCGUUGAUUAGAUUCUUCUGCCAGCGGUUUGGGCCAAGUUUUGGGGCAGCGUUUCCUGCAAAUACCACAAUUUAUCUGCUACCUUGCGGCGGGCAACGGUUCCCGCAACGAAAAAUCGGCCUUCUUAAUGAUUGAUUUCUGCUCGAUACCGCUCACUUUCAGGCAUCAGCGCAACGCGGACGGGCUGUCGGACGAGAUGCUUUCCAAGCUGCUGAACGAUGGAGCGGGUGGCAAACCGACGGCCGGGCAGCUGUUGGCCGUCGCCGCCGGUGUCGGUGUGGCGACAGCGCUCGGGUACGGCGUGUACCGGCUGCUGCGGUACCGGGCGGCACAGCAACCGCCGUCCGAGUGGCACCGCGUCGGCGAGGUGUCCGAUCUGUGGAUCUAUCCGAUCAAAUCGUGCGGCGCGGUCCGGGUGCGCCAGUUCCAGUGCUCGCCGAUCGGGCCGCAGGUCGGGUUUCUGCGCGACCGCAUCUUCAUGGUGGUGAAGAGCGCGGACGGCAAGUUCAUUACCGGCCGGUCCCAUCCGACGCUCGUGCUGGUGCAGCCGUCGUUCGAUGCGCAGUACGAGCGCAUGACCCUGUCGGCGCCGGGCAUGAUGGAUAUCGGUGUGGACGUGCGGAAGCUGCUGGAGAGCAGCGCCCCGGGCAGUGCGGAGGUGUGGGACCAGCCGGUCACCGCGGUGGACUGCGGUGAGGAGGUGGCCCGCUGGCUGUCCCGCUUCCUGCUGAGCGAGGACUUUGGCCUGCGGCUGGUGUACUAUCCGCUCGAUCGGCCGACCCGCCCGGUGCGGGAGAAGAACCGCAUCCACCGGCUGCUGACGGCGCGGGACUCGGGCGCGCUGCACGACGCCACCAGCUACAUGCUCGUGUCGGAGGGCUCGGUCGCGGACGUGAACGCCCGGCUGGACAAACCGGUGCCGGCGCUCCAGUUCCGCGCCAACAUACUGGUGAAGGGCCCGAGCGCGUUCGAGGAGGACGACUGGAGGUGGAUCCGGAUCGGGGACACGGUCUACCAGAACGUGAAACCGUGCACCAGGUAAGCAGCCGCUGGAUCAC